This is a messenger RNA of Racocetra persica, 163 nucleotides long. Lineage: Eukaryota; Fungi; Glomeromycota; Glomeromycetes; Diversisporales; Gigasporaceae. The record is from the annotation of a GenBank genome assembly.
AUGCCAAUUCUGAAAAGGUUUGGUGAUGGAAUGUAUUCAUGUGAUGAAAAAUUAAAAUUAAAAUUAAGGUAUUUAACUGGAUCCAAGUAUUCAUAUAGGUUAAAAGAAACAUUAGCUGUAGAUAACAUAGGCGCUAAGUUGCCUGAUGAGAUUUCUUUACAGG